Molecule: messenger RNA, 9786 nt
Organism: Spirometra erinaceieuropaei
Lineage: Eukaryota; Metazoa; Platyhelminthes; Cestoda; Diphyllobothriidea; Diphyllobothriidae
Source: the annotation of a GenBank genome assembly
AUGAGCAGCCCCUACGCCGCCGCAAGGGACAAAUUUUAUGAGGACCUGCACGCUCUCUUGGCGACUGUGUCGAGGGCGGACAUGUUGAUUGUCCUUGGUGGCUUUAACGCCCGCGUCGGCACAGACCAUGCUGCCUGGAGAAGAGUGCUUGGUCCCAAUGGUUUUCGAGGCCCAAACAACAAUGGUCUGUUGCUCCUCUGCACCUGCGCAGAACACCGCCUCAUCCUGACGAACACGUUCUUCUGUCUGCUGGAGCGAGAGAAGGCCACCUGGAGGCAUCCUCGGUCGCGUCAGUGGCACCUGCUGGACUAUAUCCUCGUCCGGAGGCGAGAUCAGUGAGACGUGCUGGUGAAAAAGGCGAUCGUGGGAGCUGACGGGUGGACCGACCAUCGCCUCGUCAUCUCGAAGAUGCGUAUUCGCCUACAGCCUCGCAGGAGACCACAAGGUAAGCGACCCCCAGGUAUGCUUAAUGGUGCCUUGUUGUAUUUGUCGCUCACCAUCUGCAUUUCAGCAAUGAGCUAGCUCAACGGCUAGACAACAUUCCAAUCGCUGCCGACGCCGCCGCUGCCGAGAACGCCUCCGUGGAGAACCGAUGUUGUCAACUGCGAGACACGGUCCAGUCGAUGGCGGUAGCCGUCCUCGGUCGCGCACGCGUCCAGGACCAGGACUGCUUCGACGACAACGACGCCGUCAUCAGUAAUCUGCUCGCCGAGAAGAACCACCUUCACAAAGCCUACGUAGGCCACACUGCUGAUGCAAACAAAGCUGCUUUCUACCGCAGUCGCCGCCAAAUUCAGCAGCGACUGCGCAAGCUGCAGGAUGCCUGGACUGCUCGCAAAGCUGAGGAGAUCCAAGGAUACGCGGACCGCAAGGAAUGGAAGAACUUCUCCGUGAUCAAAGCUGUCUACGGACCGCCGACGAAGGGCACUGCUUCUCUCCUCAGCGCCGACGGUGGUACUCUCCUGACUGAGAAGACGCGAAUUCUACACCGAUGGGCUGAGCAUUUCCGCGGCGUCCUCAAUCGCCCCUCCGCCAUCCGCGACGCUGCCAUCGACCGUUUGCCGCAAGUGGAGACCAACGUGGACCUCGACCUCCCGCCAUCUCUCCAUAAAAUCAUCAGGGCCGCGCAGCAUCUCUCCAGCGGAAAAGCACCCGGAUCGGACGUAGUCCCUGCUGAGUUCUACGAACACGGAGGUUCCCAACUGAUGGAUCACCUGACUGCGCUCUUCCAGGAGAUGUGGCGUCAAGGUGAAGUGCCGCAAGAUUUCAAAGACGCAACCAUUGUGCAUCUCUACAAGCGAAGAAGGAGCCGCCAAGUCUGCGACAAUCACCGCGGCAUCUCCUUGCUGAACGUCGCCGGUAAGAUCUUCGUUCCCAUCCUCCUCAAUCGUCUUAAUAAUCAUCUGGAACAAGGCCUUCUACCGGAAAAUCAAUGCAGCUUCCGUCGUUAUCGCGGGACAACGGAUAUGAUCUUUGCCGCCUGUCAACUGCAGGAGAAGUGUCAGGAGAUGCGGACCCACCUGUACUCUAUUUUCGUAGACCUGACAAAAUCCUUGGACACGGUGAAUCGUGAAGGUUGUGAAAAAUCAUGCAGAAAUUCGGCUGUCCGGAGCGAUUCACUCAGAUGGUGCGUCAGCUGCACGACGGUAUGAUGGCGCGAGUCACGGACAACGGACCUGUCUCAGAGGCAUUCGCAGUGACCAACAGAGUGAAGCAGGGAUGCGUGCUGGCACCUACUUUCUUCAGUCUUAUGUUCUCUGCCAUGCUGAUGAACGCCUACCGCGACGAACGCCCGGGGAUCUGCAUCGCCUAUAGGACGGACGGUCACCUUCUUUAUUAACUACGGGUGCACUUUCAAUAGCGCGUAUCCACAACCACCGUUCACGAACUCCUCUUCGCCGACGACUGCGCCCUGAACACCACCUCGGAAGAAGAGAUGCAACGGAGCAUGGACCUGUUGUCCGCCGCCUGCGAGAACUUCGGUCUGGUCAUCAACACGCAGAAUAUGGUGGUCAUGCAUCAACCAUCAACCAACACAGCCACUCCUCCCAACACGCCACAAAUUAGCGUGAACGGAACCCAACAGCAAGUGGUGGAUAACCUCCCGUUCCUGGGCAGCAACCUCCCCGUAACACCAAAAUCGAUGACGAAGUCGCUGACAGGAUCUCGAAAGCCAGUCAAGCCUUCGGUCGUCUCCAAAGCACAGUUUGGAAUCGUCAUGGUCUGCCACUGAGCAAGAAGCUGAACAUGUACAAGCCCGUCAUCCUGCCGACGCUGCUGUACGGAGCGGAGGCGUGGACAGGGUACACAAAGCCGGCACGCCGACUGAUCCACUUUCAUCUCAGUUGUCUCCGUCGCACCCUGAGACUGAACUGGCAGGACCGCAUCCCCUACACUGAUGUGCUGGAACGGACGGGAAUCCUCAGCAUCUACAUCAUGCUGCGACAAAUGCAGCUGCGUUAGAGCGGCCACCUGGUGCGCAUGAACGACUAGUCACUACCCAAACGACUCUUCUACGGAGUCGUCGCGACGGGUUCUCGCCUCCAAGGAGGCCAAAUUCGUCGAUACAAGGAUAUUCUGAAGGCCUCCGUGAAGCCUCUGCAAAUCAACUCGACCAACUGAGAAGCACUCGCCCGCGAUCUACCGGCCUAGAAGACGACAGUGAAGACAGGCGCCGCGAUCUACGAGGCCAACCGCAUCGCCGCCGCCAAAGUGAAACGCGAAGCACGCAAAUCACAGCUACGCCCAACAAGCAACGCCGAGGCACAAACGCUUCCAACGUGUCCUCAGUGUCAACGGAAAUUCCAGGCACGAAUCGGAUUUAUUGGACACCUUUGGAUCAACUGCAUCUCUCGGACCGCACCCACUGUCAUCCCUCCGCCCGCCUCCUCCCCGUCAACUCCGCCGCCAACUAACUCUGACUCUUCGUUUGAACCAUCACUCCCACUGCCUCCGACUCCAGGGGUGAGGGCCAGGACUACACCUGCUCUCACUGCGACCGCACCUUCACCUCACACAUCGGCCUGGUCGGUCACUUGCGAAUCCAUCGCACAGGCACUGGCGAACCAGCGCCUGGAGCACCAACCUACACCCACCGCACUCGCCUCCACUGCCCUCGCACCUUCACGCAUCGCAUGGGUAUAUUCGACCGCAUGCGCAUCCACGAGAGCGGAAUUGACCGCAGCCCCGACUCAUCCAUCAUGCCAAACCCCACUCUCACUUCAUCACUCUGCGCGCCCACCGCCCUUCCCGAAACGGACACCGACACCACCGACUUCACCUGUCCACACUGUCCACGCACAUUCACCUGCUGCAUCGGCCUGGUCGGUCACUUGCAAAUCUAUCGCACAGUGGCUGGCGAACCAUUGCCUGGAGCACCAACCUAUACCCACCAAGCUCGCCUCCACUGCCCACACUGCCCUCGCACUUUCACGCAUCGCAUAGGCCUGCUCGGCCACAUGCGCAUCUACGACGAAUUGCGGUAGAAAACUGUCGGCUACACCACACCAUAACACCAUCCCUCCCUGCCUCCACCGCCACCACCACCAACACCCCACCACACAUCAACACUCACCCACCGCAAGCACCCAGCUGCCACCUCCCACGCAAGUGGGAAGUGUGCAUCUCGACUCGUUCCCCAUGCGGCUUUGGCUGCACGGGUGACUUGAGUCUGGGACUAUCCCGACACGUCAAGCGUCGUGGAUAGGAAGGCUGCUGAUUGAGGCCCCCACUCGGUCCACGCAGUUCGUCGCGUUGUGUGUGUGUGUGUGUUGUGUAGAGUGGCGAACUGGUGGACUGGGAGACGGACUGAAACUGCCCCUUUCACGCAAGUGAGAGAGACACCGUUUAAACCCCGUUGUGUGAAAUCCUGGUGUAUGUGUUUUAGGGGCCAGGUCGUGCAAGUGGCGCACGCAGACAUGGUCAGUCGACCAUGCCAGCCACCGCGCCCACUCCCCACUCCAGUCUGCUGACCGGCUCGGGCAGUGGCUCGGGUGUGGGAAUGGGAAGGGAGAGUGAGUUCGCCGUCUCAGCGCACUUCCUCCUCAUUAUAAACAAUCUGACGCGCUUGAAGCUAUCACGGUGCGCUAAAAGCCGUGGCUUGGAAGGUUGCCAACUGACAGGAUAAAUUGGACAUCCCCCUGGAUUGGAGGUCUGGGAGUCAGGCUGCAGUGGCUCUUUCUUAAUGUGGCUUUUAUGGCACUCCCACUGCCUGGGAUCCGAGCCAGAUGUUGACGGCCUAGGUGCGGCUUCGGCCGUGCCAGCCUCCAAAUCUCUGUUGUGUUGGUUCAUAUCCUGGUCAUUUGUGUGUGGACCAGGGGGUGUUGUGGAACGCCGAGGUGAGGAUCGGUCCGAGCCAUCCACCUGCGGCCUCCCUCGUCUCCGGUCUUCUUGACUCUGUUUGGACACCGGACUCAGGUGGGGGAGGAGGAGAGAGUGUAGGUAGAUGCAGCGCAAGUCUACUGGCACUAGAAACCCCUGCGCAACUCACCGUCCCUGCUCCCACCGCUGCUGCUGCUGCUGCUGUUGGGCACACGGUGGACAUCGUUGAAAUCGACGGUCGAACUGUCGUGUGUGUGUGUGUGUGUGUGUGUGUGUGUGUAUGGAUUGGCAGAUUGGUGGGCUGAAAGCCAGGCUGAAGCAGCUGCCCUCAACGUGACCUACGGUACUCUCACGCAUGUGGGAUGUACGUCGUUCAACCCCGGUUUUGUGAAAUCCUGGUGCUUGUGUUAGGGGGAUCGAGUCGUGUAUGUGGCGUGCGCAGACAAGAUCACUACAUUAUAUCAGCCAUCGCACCCAUUCCCCGCUCCAGUCAACUGACCGGUUCGGACAGUGGUUGGAGUGUGGGAAUGGGAAGGGCCAGUGAGGUCCACAACUCAGCGCAUCUGCCUUUAUAUAAACAACCUGAUGAGCUUGGAGGUAUCGUAAUGCGCUAAAAGAUGUAGCUUGGAAUGUUGCCAACUGGCAUGAUAACUUGAACCUCGCAGUCGGUCCAGUGUGUGUGCUGGUAUGGAGUGGCCGGCCGGUGGUCCGAGAGUCAGGCUGCAAUGGCUCCUUCUUAAUGUGGCCAUUAUGGCACUCCCACUGUGCGCAUGCGAGACGGGUAUGACGGCACGCCUCAGUACGGCUUCCGUCGUGCCAGCUCCCGUUCUCGUUGUUGUUGUUCAAAAACCUGGUUAUUUUUUGUGUGGACUAGGGCGUGUGGAGAGGAGUGCCAAGAUGCGGGCUCCACCGUGCAAAUCACCAGCGUCCUCCCCUAUCUCUGGUCUUCUUGACUCUGUUUUAACAUCGGGUCCAGGUGGGAGGAGGAGGAGGAGGAGGAGGAGGAGGAGGAGAAGGAGGAGGAGGGAGUGCACUGGAUGCUGCGUAAGUCCACAUUCACUUUAAACUAAAUCGCGCGCAAGUCACCGUCUCUGCUCUCACCCUGCUGUAGAGCAUACGGUGGACAUCGUCGGAUGCGACGGUCGAACUAUUCUACCUGAUGGGUAGUGCCUCUCAGUCGAUACCAGGCUGACUACCUAGCCUUUGAAGAGUGAUGAUCAUGGUUACGAUUCGCCUUUCUGAGACUUAAGGAUUGUGUGCGCGGCUCUCGCAACCUGGUGCGCACUGGCUGUACUCUGACACCUGAUUCCCUGCCUGCAGAUGCGGUUGCGUUCCCUCUUGGUAUACAGGUCGUGUGAAUGGCUGCCCAGUAAUCCUCCGACGCAUUGUUUUUGGUUAAAAUCCUGUUUAAGUGUUUGUUGUGGACCAGGGGGUAUGAUGGCACGCCUAGGUGUGGGUUCGGCCGUGCCAGUCACCUACGCCCUCUCCCACCUCCGGUCUUUUUGAGUCUGUCUUGCCAUCGAGCUCAGAUAGAGGAGAAGAAGAAGAAGAAGAAGAAGAAGAAUGUGCGAUAGAUGCUGCGCAAGUCUGCAUUCGCUAAAAAUUAAUUCACGUUCAAGUCACCCUCCCUACUUCAGCCUGCUAUGGGACACACUGUGCACAUCGUUGGACACGACGGUCGGACUGUCCGGUCCUGUGUGGAUAUAUACACCUAUCUGUUGGUGUGUUCGCACACGCCCUUGAGACCUAACAUGAUGGCCUUCAUGUUUCCUGGAAAUGGAUGAGAGUAUCCCCUUCUGUCCCAGUGAUGAUCAUCGUUGCAAUGAAAAUGUGAAGGUGAAAUAAGAUUUUUGUCGCACACAUUUUCCUUAUUUUAAUUUAACCCGCAUAUAAACCGUUUUCAACGAAAUCACAAGCCGAAGUCCUCGAAAAUCGCACCAUCUGCGUAGUCGAUGGAAGCAAGAACAUACAAAUUUCACAUUAUUACCAGCUGGUGAGUAACGGGAGUGACUUGCCUUCCAGACAUAAGCCCUGUCGCAAUUAGAGCAGACAUGUUUGUAGAUUUGGGAGGCUCACGCGGCGCAAUGAAUAAGGGACUGCAAGGUAAAAAUUAGCGUAUCCUAACGUCACAGCUGCAGUCAUGUAAUGAAAAGGCCACCAAGUUCGUGACGAGCUAUAAUUAUCCAAUAGUUCAAACACGAUGCUGCGGCACACAGCACACACACAUACCUCUGAUAUUGUGCAUUCUGUUAUCUCCGACAUGAUGGAUCUUCAGUUAUUGCAGAGUGCCGGCGAACGCGCAACCAGACUAUUAUCAGGACGGCUGGCAACGUCUUAUUUUCUCAUAUGAGACAAAGAGCUCUGAGUUGGCAAUACUGACUCAGGUUUCGAACGACGACCGCGGGAAAUAAAGAAGAAUUGAUGACCGGUAGGGUUUUUGUCGAGGCAUUCAUCUGUUCUCCGUUCUUAUUGAUGGCUCGCAAAUAUGUGAUCAUUUUAUGUAACGGUCUGCGGACACUUAAUUUAAUGUUAUUCAGUAUCCUGGGUAAAGGAGACUGAAGAUGCAUCUGUUUUCUUUACAGAUUGUAAAUAAUUGUAUAUAUUCGGUCAUAGGCCAUAUGAGUUUGCUUUCGUUUUAACCAUGAAGUACCAUACGAGUGUGAUUAACUGUGAGAAUAUGUGAAGCUUUAUCAUACGACUACUUUUAGUCUAAAACUGACCGUUUGUAAAUACUAUCUCCAGAGUGUACUUGAUUCUUUCUGUAUGGCGGAGCCGUUUAUUGACGCAAAGAGGCUUCAAAAAUGGAUCACAAAAGGGCAAGAGACUUUGUUAAUGAGAGUUUUUUCAGUGUCCGGUUUACAAACUCUGAGGUGGACGAAUUCGUUGUUUUGAAAUGUAGAGCACUUGGCAAGCGCUUUUUUCACUCACCCAGACAUGCCAUAUAACGACGACGUAAACCCUCUACGAAAAUCAGCAGAAUUUAUAAAAUUCGAUCGAAAUUAUAGCAGCUUUUAAAGUGGAUUGCACAUCUUUGCGUGCCGGAAUUACUUUGAGGAGGGUAGAGAACGAAGCGGCUUGCUUUCUGGGUGUUCUAGUUCAUUUAGAGGCACCCAAAUAGCAUAAACUUUGAACUGUAUACUUUAUUGGGGUGCGAUGAGUCCACAGUGUAAUCUGAAAGAGAGGACGAAAACACACAAUUAAAUUUAGCAUUUGUGUUGUAGUAGGCAUAUAUGUAUGUUAUCCAGAGGCUGCGGAAAACACCAUUAGUUUAUUUAAGUUGGAAUGAAGUCUCCUACUGUGCUUUUAAAAAAUUCGUUUAAAUGCAUAAGAGCACCGUAAAUAGACUUCACACGCUACUUAAGUAGUGACAAGUCCUCUGCGUAAUAAUGAAAAGAGAUACUGAGGUCAUUAUGCCUCAUGCCAGUCGGUAAUGCCACCGGUGGAUCCUCGGUCAACGGGAUCCAUCUUCUGAGACACGACGGGGAUCACAGAUAAUAACUGAAGACCCCCAAUCCCACGUUAUAGCGUUUUGCUAUAAAUACAGGCGGGUAAUAGACAACAUAACGAGGCGCUGUCGCAUACUAUUGAUAGGUAAAAAACGGCAAGCGGAAUUCAUCUGCCUCCGGCAGUAUCUGUCAAACCCAGGAUAUCGUCGAUCGGGUUUUUUAAACCCAAACUUAGACAAAAGAUACUGCGCAAUUUUGGCUAAGAUACAGGUUGUCGCGACGCAAAUACAUGAAAUAACUCCUAUACAGAGGCCUGGCGAUAACUCAUGAAAUGUCAGCCGAUAUUUCGAAAUCAGUUCCCGUUUUGGAAAGAUUAAUUAGGUAGAGUUGUAAAACUAAUCAUCCAGCAGCAUAAUCCUAUAAUAAUCCAGUUACCGCAGGCGACAGGCCUUGAAAUUAACUUCAUUUCGACUUCAUGCAAGAACUAUACCCUUUGAAAAAGUGACCAUAUAAGUAGCAUGCAAUUUUCUCAUUGAUUUUGGACGCUCUUAAAAAUUCAGUUAUAUUUCUUAGAAGAGAAGCAUUCAUUUUUUGCUCAUAUGAUGGAAACUGGUGUCUUUUUCCGAUUUUAUACUCAAAGAAAGGGUAUAAUUCGGUUGCAAAAAAGUUUCGAAUUGUGAGAUUUUUUAAUACUGUGAAAUGGCCCUUCAUAAAACGUCAUGUCUCUGCAAUGUGGCUCAAAUACACUGCCUAAUUUUAUGAACCCUAUAUGGUCCCCCUUUUGUCCGUAGAGAAAUGUGUAAUUUUUCGUACGCGGAAAUUAUACGGUUUUUAGUUUGGGUACCCUAAAUACAAGUGUAACGGCAGGUCGGGUUCAAAAUUAUUCGGGAAUCGGAAAAGUUUCUGAAAAGCGAAUUAUACAUUUCCGUAGAGUAUAAAAUUGGAAGAAGACGUGAGUAGCCCUCGAAUGAGCAAACGAAUGAAUAUUCUUAUUCAUAUUUUGCAUGAGAUAUAAUUGAAUUUUUAAGGGCAUCGAAAAUCAAAUCAACAAUUACAUGCUAAUAGAAGCGAAGAGACGAGUCCCAGGAAGCAGUCUUGAAGAAGAAGAAGAAGAUGAAGAAGACACGAUCGCCAGGGCAAGAGCUUUAUUAGCCUGACGUUUCGGAUUCUCGCUCGAAUCCAUCAUCAGAGACAAAAGUAGAUAAGGGUGGUUCAUGCCUGUUAACAUGAUUGCAGCAGUGGAAUCAAUCCUUAGUCAAACGGAGUCAACGGAGGAGACGAUGACCCUCAUCCGACACCAAAUGUCGUCUCUCCUAAUGGCCCACAGGCCGCGGGAAGUGCUUUCCAAGGUCGAACGUGAUGCGCUUAGAGAACUCAAGGCCGACAAAGACUUGGUCAUCAUGCCAGCGGACAAGGGACGCUCCACAAUUGUGCUGGACAGGACAGACAACCUUCAAAAAUCCAAGGGUUUACUGGAGGACCGACUGUUCUAUGUCCCAUGUACAACGAACCCUUUAAAGGCGCUGACACGCGAAAUUAAUGCUACGUUGUUGGCCUUGGAGAAUUCAAGUGCAAUAACACCGACCGACAGACGCAUGGCGAGACCCCAAGAUACGGCUUUGGCCCGAUUCUAUGGCCUCCCUAAGGUGCACAAAGACGUCGCUCCUCUCCGGCCCAUCGUGUUGCUCAAAGGUACUUCAACGUACGGACUGGUUAAGUGGCUGUUCAGGCGUCUCAAGUUCCUGACCGCUGAGUCAGACACCACGGUCUCUUCGUCAGCACAAUUCCUGGAGAAACUCAAAGGGGUAACCGUCCAUCCAAAUGAGGUCGUGGUAUCUUUUGAUGUUACAUCCGUUUUACUUCUAUUCCCCAGGACCUGGCGAUCGAGACAAUCGAGCUGCUUCUACAAAGCAAAUACGAUGAAACGGAGAAUCGUCUUGGACGCGCCAAGUACUUCAGUUCCCGAAGUUCUGUCUCAGGACGUACUUCACGUUCGACGGGACAAUCUACGCACGGUUGA